GUUUCCUCGCGGGGGAGCCGCGCUGAGCUGCAGGUGACCCGCUUUCCAAGGGCCGCGCAAGGCUGCGCUCCUUCUUCGGACGCCGUAAAGGAAACCGAGGACGCCUUUGGCUGGGGCUCUUGCUCCCCCCCGGGCUGCUCCUGCUGGCCUCAUGGAGAAGACGAGCUCGGACGGGGCUUUCUCUCACCCCCUGGAGCCCCCCGCCGACCCGCUGCAAGGCGUCGGCAAGGCGCCGUCGGGGGAGAAGCGCUUCAAGUUGUGGUAUUUGGGCUGGUCGUGCCUGGACCGGCGCACCACGCUGCCCAUGCUACCUUGGCUGGUGGCCGAGAUCCGUCGGCGCAGCCAGAAGCAGGAUCCCAGCUCGGUGCCCGCCCGCGAAGUGCUGCUGCUGCUGGGCUCGCCCAACCUGCGCUGCAUCCCGUCGGCCAGCAGCGCCUCGAACCCGGCCGUGUUCAUCUUCGAGCACAAGGCGCAGCACAUCUCGCGCUUCAUCCACAACAGCCACGACCUCACCUACUUCGCCUACCUGAUCAAAGCGCAGCCCGACGACCCCGAGUCCCCGACGGCUUGCCACGUCUUCAAGGCCACCGACCCCAGCCAGGUUCCAGAUGUCAUCAGCAGCAUAAGACAGGUUUCCAAAGCAGCCCUAAAAGAGGACGCCAAGCCUAACAAAGACAGCGAAGAUGCCUUCUACAACUCUCAAAAAUUUGAGGUUCUGUACUGUGGCAAAGUGAUGGUGGCCCACAAAAAGGCCCCUUCCAGCCUGAUUGACGACUGCAUCGAGAAGUUCAACCUGCACGAGCGUCAGCGCCUGAAACUGUUGAGCGAGCAGAGGAAUGCGGAAUCUAUCGCGGAUCUUAUGGAGUGCGAUGGGGAAGUGCCCUCUUCUCCCUCGGACAGUCCGUUUGAGGAGGUGGACGGCCUGAACGGUGGUAGCCCCGGGAUGUUCAUAGUUGGGAGCCAGCCCAACCUGGCCAGCUUGGCCAGCUCCCGCGUCUCUUUCCCCGAGCGCAUCUUGGAGGAUUCGGGGUUUGAUGAGCAGCAGGAGUUCCGAUCCCGGUGUAGCAGUGUUACGGGUGUCAUGCAAAGGAAGGUUCACGACAAUAGUUUGAAAACACAAUCCCGGAGACGUCACGCAAGUGCCCCAAGCCACGUCCAGCCUUCUGACUCCGAAAAGAACAGGACAAUGCUGUUUCAGGUUGGUCGAUUUGAAAUUAACCUCAUCAGUCCAGAUACUAAAUCGGUUGUGUUUGAGAAGAACUUUAAAGAUAUCUCCGCAUGUUCUCAGGGCAUAAGACACAUAGAUCACUUUGGUUUUAUUUGUCGGGAAUCUGCGGAACCUGGGAUCAAUCAGUAUGUUUGCUAUGUGUUCCAGUGUGCAAGCGAAUCGCUGGUGGAUGAAGUAAUGCUCACUCUGAAGCAAGCAUUCAGCACGGCUGCAGCCCUCCAGAGUGCCAAGACUCAGAUUAAGCUCUGCGAGGCCUGCCCAAUGCACUCUCUACACAAGCUCUGCGAAAGGAUUGAAGGUCUUUAUCCACCAAGAGCUAAAAUUGCGAUUCAGAGACAUCUGUCCUCUCUCAGUGACAAUGAGCAAGCUGACAUCUUUGAGCGUGUGCAGAAAAUGAAGCCCGUUACUGACCAGGAAGACAAUGAGCUUGUGAUCUUACACUUACGACAACUGUGUGAAGCUAAACAAAAGACUCACGUGCAUAUUGGAGAGGCCCCAAUGCAGAAUGCCUCCAACACGACAGUUCCAGAGAACGCAGCUAGUGGUGGCAGAUUCAAACUUGACAUUCUGAAAAACAAGGCCAAGAAAUCUUUGACCAGCUCUCUAGAAAACAUUUUCUCAAGGGGAGCUAACCGAAUGCGUGGCCGUUUGGGGAGCAUGGACAGCUUUGAAAGGUGCAACAACCUCACUUCUGACAAAGAAUGCUCUUCUGGGGAAUCUCCACCCACGACGCCCCCCGCUUCUCCCGUAUCCUCAGCUUGGCAGCCGUUCCCCGAAGAGGAUUCCGAUUCUCCUCAGUUCAGGAGACGAGCCCAUACCUUUAGCCAUCCGCCGUCCAGCGCCAAAAAGAGGAUUACUUUCCAAGACGGGAGGUCCCAAAGUGUCAAGUCUCCUCCUCUGAGACAGAACUCUGCGGAGCAUAGCAGGCUGACAAUGGCCCGACGCGCUCGCAGUGAGAGUGAAUCAUCGAGUCUCCCUUCUUCCUUCUCUGCCCCAUCUUUCCUGAAAAGCUUUUACCAGAGCUCAGGAAAACCAUCUCCUCAGUCUGAGAAUGAACUCCCCCAGAGUGAUGGGGAAAGAAGAAAAAGGACCUCCUCUGUGUGCAGCAAUGACUCUCUAAAUGCUGGCGGAAUUACUCUUACCCCCCGCCGGAUUUCCUGGCGGCAGAGAAUCUUCCUAAGGGUGGCAUCGCCCAUGAAGAAAUCACCCUCAGCAAUGCAACUUCAAGAUGGAGGUGAUGUAAAUGAAUUGUUGCCGCUGUCUCCUCUUGCGCGAUCUUUUGAUGAAGACCCCCUUGUUUCCUUAUUGCAAAACGAUGAUGUUCAAGAUAAGACUGGGGAGAAAAAGAACUCCGAAGAGCUGCAGAGUCUGUGGAGAAAAGCCAUCCAUCAGCAGAUACUGCUUCUUCGGAUGGAAAAGGAAAACCAGAAAUUGGAAGCAAGCAGAGAUGAGCUCCAGUCCAGAAAGGUUAAGCUGGACUAUGAGGAAGUUGGUACUUGUCAGAAAGACGCUAUCAAUAUCUGGGAUAAGAAGCUGUUGAAUUGCAGAGCCAAGAUCAGAUGCGACAUGGAAGAUAUCCAUGCAACUCUGAAAGAUGGUGUUCCCAAAAGUCGCCGGGGAGAAAUAUGGCAAUUUCUUGCUGUGCAGCAUCGCGUAAGGCACCGGCUACCAAAUAAACAGCAGCCCCCUGAUAUCUCUUACAAAGAACUCCUGAAACAGUUGACAUCUCAGCAACAUGCGAUCCUUGUAGACCUAGGAAGGACCUUCCCAACACAUCCUUACUUCUCUACUCAGUUAGGAGCAGGGCAGCUCUCCCUCUUCAAUCUUCUGAAAGCUUAUUCCUUGCUGGACAAGGAGGUGGGCUACUGCCAAGGCAUCAGCUUUGUAGCUGGGGUGCUGCUCCUCCACAUGAGCGAAGAACAAGCCUUCGAAAUGCUCAAAUUCCUCAUGUACGACCUCGGCUUCCGGAAGCAGUACAGGCCGGACAUGAUGUCGCUACAGAUCCAGAUGUACCAGCUGUCGAGGCUACUGCAUGAUUAUCACAGAGACCUCUACAACCACCUUGAGGAGAACGAGAUCAGCCCCAGCCUUUAUGCUGCCCCCUGGUUUCUUACUUUAUUUGCUUCGCAGUUUCCAUUGGGAUUUGUAGCCAGAGUGUUCGACAUAAUAUUUCUUCAGGGAACAGAAGUCAUAUUUAAAGUAGCACUAAGUUUGCUUAGCAGCCAAGAGGAACACAUCAUGAUGUGCGAGGCUUUUGAAAGCAUCGUCGAGUUUCUGAAAAACACUCUACCAGACAUGACAAAGCUCCAAAUGGAAAAGAUUAUGACACAGGUCUUUGAGAUGGAUAUUUCCAAACAGCUGCAUGCCUAUGAGGUGGAGUACCACGUUCUGCAAGAUGAACUGCAAGAGAACUCAAAUCUGUGCGAUGAUGGGGAGGCUCCCGAGAAACUCGAAAGGGCAAACAAUCAGCUGAAGAGGCAGAAUAUGGACCUCUUGGAGAAACUACAGGCAGCUCAUGCUAAAAUCCAGAGUGUGGAAUCUAACCUGGAAGUCGUCUUGGAAAGGGAGAGUAAGAUGAAGAGCUUAAUCCAGUCACUGGAAGAAGAGAAGGCGCUCUACAGAAAGACUAUGGAGAAAAUCUGCAAAUACUUGCCGGAAGAGGUGCUGCCUGACUGUGAACAGCUGCUAAAGGAAGCAAACUGUAACCCAAGCAAAAUUUAGAAAUAAGCCAUAGGUGAAGCGUUGCAGGCAACACGGUUUCGAACAAUAAAGAAAAGGGAAAACUAGAAAACACAGAAGGUAUCUGCAUAAUCUCACACGGGUACUGGGAUUCUUCUAGCAGCGGAGAGGCCUUUAAAAUCUUGAUAUGCAAAUCCCAGGUUAAAUGUUUUUAAUAAUGGGUGUACAUAAAUAGCAAUGCAAAAAAAGAAAGAAAAAGAA
Lacerta agilis (Sand lizard) is the source of this 4168-nucleotide messenger RNA. RefSeq names its product TBC1 domain family member 4 (gene TBC1D4). The record is from RefSeq and is a predicted model, not a curated record. The coding region runs from base 152 to 3949 and encodes 1265 amino acids. The transcript has 20 exons. Lineage: Eukaryota; Metazoa; Chordata; Lepidosauria; Squamata; Lacertidae.